AUGUCCACACAUCCACACGAAGCCCUUCUAGGCAAUGAUGGCGUUCACGCUCCCGAAUCCGCAGAGCUUCACGAAUUACAGACAGCACCGAUCUUGACGAGUGACGCGUUAGAGUACCUAGGAUCGCGCUCCAUACCGCAAACUGCUGUAUAUGGUCGCCUGCUUUCUCAGCGCGCGACCGGUCUUCCCAUCCUCCCCGACACGAGCCGCGUAUACAUCAACACCGACACUCCCUUCAGCGCUCUUGUAUGUGGAGUUCAGGGCUCGGGAAAAAGUCACUCUACAUCCGUUCUUUUGGAAAGCUGCUUGAUCACGGAUAAGCGUCUCGGUACACUGCCUGAACCGCUUAGCGCCCUUGUCUUCCACUUCGACACGGCAGCUGGAGGUGGCCUUGUUCAGCCAUGCGAGGCGGCGUAUCUGGCUGCCCUUCACGCCACACGCGGAGGCGUCGCGCGGGCGCCUCCGGUGAAGGUACUUGUGCUUCCAAACAGCUUGAACUCGAUGCAAAGAGUAUACGCCGGGCUUCCCGGAGUGUCCGUCGAGGCAUUGCGCUUCAGCUCUGCAGACGUCAAUGCCGGUCGACUGCUCAGCAUGAUGAAAGUGGAUGAGGGUGGACAACCACCGUUAUAUAUUGAAUCCAUCCUCACGCUUCUAAGAUCUAUGGAAGAGUUCGACUACACUACCUUCCGCCAACUCUUAGAACAACAGGAGUUUAGCUCCUCUCAGAGAUCCAUGCUUAACCUUCGCCUGGCUCUGUUGGACUCGUGCCUUGAGGGCGGUAACCACCAGAAUCGUGUGGCCAGCCAUGUUGUGCAAGGUCAACUGACGAUCAUAGAUUUGUCGUCACCGUUCAUGGACGGGACAUCGGCAUGCGGAUUCUUCGACCUGAUCCUCGGACUGUUCAUGGAAUCGGACUGCGCAACUGGAAAGGUCGUCGUGCUUGACGAGGCGCAUAAGUAUCUUUCAGAAACGUCAUCGCGCUUGACAGAAUCGCUUCUGACCGUCAUCCGGCAACAGCGGCAUCUGGGGACCCGGGUAGUUAUCUCGACGCAGGAGCCAACUGUCGUCCCUCCGAAGUUCCUCGAUCUUUGUUCAAUCGUGAUAGCCCAUCGUUUCCAAUCGCCCGCAUGGUUGAAAGACAUGCUCGGACACGUCGCCGCUUCGGAUUCUGACCGUGAGAUGAUAAGCGAAACGAUUCUCGGCUUGCGCACGGGCGAAUGCGUGAUGAUAGCGCCCUCCGGUGUUGCAAAGAGAGAUUCGCCUGUCCAGUUCAAUGGCUCAAAGUCUCUAGUGGGGCCGAUCGGCAAAGGCUACCUCGUCGUGCGCUCGCGCCUGCGCAUCACGCGUGACGGUGGCCACUCCUUGCUCGCGUCACGAUCAGUGGACCGAGUGGACCGAGUGGUACCUGAGCCAGUACCCAUAGUACCUCAGAUCAGCCAGCCAGUCGCACAACCAGCCAUAGUACCAGAAGACGUAUGGAACGCACCGGACGACGCGUGGACUACAGCCCAAGCCACUUCAUGGGAUGAGGAUCCGGUCGAUGAAUGGGCAGCCGCCGCAGAAGCAUCCCAGACCAAGAAGCGCCCAGAGUCUGCCAAACCGAAGGUCGCCCCAGCACUUAAGCCCAGUCUACCCACACCAAGCCCUUCCACGUCUCAAAGCACACUUCCGGGCCCGUCCGGUGCGCCAUCGAGCGAAAAGGCCGUCGGUACACUCAUCGCCUUCCUCGACAAAGAGCGCGGGAAUGGGAAUCGCGUGACAUGGGGCAAGGCGAAGAAGCACCUGUACGAGAAACAGAUGUUGAAGGGCGGAGCAGGCAAACCUGCGGCGAACGCGAAGGCCAUCUUCCUGGACGCGAAGCAGGCGGGUCUACUGAAGAUCACUCAGGACGGGACCGAGACGUAUCUUGAACUCCUCUCUUAG
Molecule: messenger RNA, 1923 nt
Organism: Peniophora sp. CBMAI 1063
Lineage: Eukaryota; Fungi; Basidiomycota; Agaricomycetes; Russulales; Peniophoraceae
Source: the annotation of a GenBank genome assembly